GCUGGAUAUGCCAGCGGUGACGACGGUACGGUUUCAUGCGCGUUGGGUCGACGGGCCGAGACCGGUCGCCAGCACCGCCGGUGCGCCACGCCCGGCCAACAAGCAAGAUGCGGGCGGCCACCGAGCCAGCGCCAGGGGCCAAGGUCCUGGACAGCGCGGCGCAGGUCAAGGCGAUACUCAGCGAAGUCGUUCGCAUCGGCCUCCAUCGCGCCGAAGACAUUGCGACAUUGAGCGAUCGCGUCCAUGCUGCCACGCGCACGACCAUGCUGCAAUGCAAGUACCGCGAGGAGUGGCGCUGCAACCGCGAAGAUACCUUGCUUCACCAACUGUGUGCCUCGCCGCAGCUUCUCGCUGGCGCGCGCGACGAAGACGAGCGCAGCGUCCUCGCGUACUUUCGUCGCAUCUUGCACGGCAUGGUCGAGACGCUAGCGAGGCAAGACGCUGCAAUGGACGGGAACAAGACACCGUCCAAGGCGCAGCAGCUCCAGCGGGCCUUGCACCUGGACCGCAUCAUUACACAGAUCGAAGCCCACGAUCCGAUUGAGAUUUGUCGCGAUAUGAUGACGCUCUCUCGCCAGCAGCUUUCAGACCUUCUCGUCGAGACGCCAGAGAAGAGCGAAGACAACACCGUAGCUUUAGCAGUCGUCCAGCCACUGAGUUUAAUGGUCAACAAUGUCGUCCGCGCCCAAGCAGCCUACCGCCCGUCGCGCCAGCCGAGCAGCUCGUUUGAGCGGCUCGUCACCGCCCAACGCUACGCCAAGGAAGUCCACACCAACGAGACUCUCGCAAAGGCCCACCGUCGGAUCGUGGCCAUUCGACGCAUUCAGCGCUGCGAAGAGCCGCGGCUGCUGCCCUUCUGCGCGUACGGCUACCGUCAUCGCUAG
Messenger RNA from Saprolegnia parasitica CBS 223.65, 884 nucleotides. RefSeq lists its product as hypothetical. The coding region runs from base 36 to 884 and encodes 282 amino acids. The transcript is spliced from 10 exons. The record is from RefSeq and is a predicted model, not a curated record. Lineage: Eukaryota; Oomycota; Saprolegniomycetes; Saprolegniales; Saprolegniaceae.